AUGAUGGCCAUGAUGGGCGCGCCAGCCCUGGGCCUUCGCGACGUCGACGAACCCCUUGAAACUCGUUCCCCCAAGGGAGGAAGAGGAGGAUUCGCAAAGGAUGUCGGCGCUAAUGCCGUCGGCGGUCUCGCUGGAUCUAUCCCUAUGAUGGCCAUGAUGGGUGCGCCAGCCUUGGGUCUUCGCGACGUUGAAGAGACGGGUCACAUCCACACACUGAUGGCACGCGCACCAAGGGUCCCCAGCUUCCUCAAGCCCAAGCCCAAGCCCAAGGCGGACCCACCCACACCGGGCAAGCCUAACCCAGCAGGUGGACCAGAAAAGGAGCCUGGCAUGAUGAGCAAUAUUGUCGGGCAGGGAGUCGGUGGCCUCGCCGGGUCCUUGCCUUUCAUGAUGAUGCCUAUGGGAGGCGGCGGCGGCGGAGGGCAGCAACCCGCCGCACGUGACGUCCAGAACUCUGCUCAAUGGGAAGACGAGGAUGGUCAGCAUCUCGACCGGCGUUUGGCUGGUGCCGCUGUUGGUCUGCUCAGGACUGGAGCGGGCGCUCUCGGCAAGAUGGGCGGAAGUGCUGGAAUGAGGGGCAUCGGCGGUGACAUGGUCGGUGGCCUCGCUGGCUCUGCCCCUAUGAUGUUCAACAACAAGCAGUAG
Messenger RNA from Ceraceosorus bombacis, 645 nucleotides. NCBI's taxonomy places the organism in Eukaryota, Fungi, Basidiomycota, Exobasidiomycetes, Ceraceosorales, Ceraceosoraceae. The record is from the annotation of a GenBank genome assembly.